AUGCUUCUGUCUUCCAGCAAGAGAGUCACCAUGAUGGGAGCGCUGGCUCUAUCUCUUGGAAUUGGAGCCAAUGCUCUCUGGGACUGUCGUACCGACCAGCAUGUCUUCCCUCUAGACAGCGACAAGUUCCUCGUGCACUUUACUUCGUGGAGGGAUAGUCACUACAAUGACGCUCAAUCUUGGAUCCGCAUCUGCCUUCCAAACGACGACGGCACCUGGUCUAAUGUUGACCCUCUUGGAUUGAAUUGUGCGCCAAAGGGGGACACAUUUUCGCCGGGACAAACCGACUUGGAUGCUGAUAUUCGUGUUGUUGGUGGUUCUGGAUGCUCUGGUGGUGAGGGUGGAGGGCUGGAUGGUGCGUCGAUCAAUUACAAAGAUCAGAGUAUCAAUCUGCAAUAUGGUGGUGAUGCUUGUGGGCCGAGGAACCAUGGGAUUACUUGUCAAUUGACGAAGUAA
Messenger RNA from Penicillium antarcticum, 456 nucleotides. RefSeq lists its product as uncharacterized. The transcript is spliced from 2 exons. The coding region runs from base 1 to 456 and encodes 151 amino acids. The record is from RefSeq and is a predicted model, not a curated record. Lineage: Eukaryota; Fungi; Ascomycota; Eurotiomycetes; Eurotiales; Aspergillaceae.